UAUCCAAUAAUGAUGAAAAAACAGCACAAAUGUUGGAAAAAAGAGCAGAGGAGGUCACUGUUUACGAAACUUGGAGAGCCAAUCAACGCAAUCAGCGGCGGGUGACAGCGAAGGAGCGGCGGUAAUUGGAAGAAUAAGUGAACAGAGGAAGUGAGUCGAUUACUGAAGGAGGUAGAUCAUCGGCGAGAUUCGGUUGUGUGAGGUGAUGAUUCAUAUGUUGGUGUUGGAUUGGGAGAGAUAGUGGCAGUUGACCCAUUAUCAUUCCCUGGAUCUUGAUUUUUUCAAACCAUUUCCAUUUAUUUGUGUUGUUGCUGUUCAAACUUAGAUUGGAGAUAGUUUUAGCUUUGGUUGAUUGAAGGAGAUCUAUGGAUUUUGCAGAGAAAAAAGACGGGAGAGUGAAGAGAGAAGAAAACACUUUUUAUUCUAUUUUUAAAAAAGUAACAAUUAUUUAAGUGUUGUCAAAAUUCUACUGGAUGUGCCUAAAUAUUAUGUCUUAGGUAUGUGCUUAAGGAAGACUUUCUCAGCUUAGAGAUGAAGCCGGGUCCAGUUAGAAUAAAGACAUUGCGUUGGAAUUGAAACAUCCCACCGAACGAACGUUCCGCUCCAAAAAGUCUUCAUCUCCCUCACGCCUUUGCAACCUUCAACAGUUCUUCAUUUCACAUUUCACUUUACCCUUUUACAUCAAUCAAACACUCCACUUUAUCCAAUCCUAAUCCACGUGUCAACCUCCAAUUGGCCACUCCCCAGAUCUCCUAGUCCCACCACACCAGGUAGAAUUCAAUUCAACUGAAACAAGUAAACUACACGCCACUCUCACAUAAACAACGCUUCUUCUUCUUCUUCUUUCAAUUUCAAACAAAACAAACCAAAAAAAAAAAAAAAAUCUCAAAAUGUCUUCUAAACUAUGCGACUCUUGCAAAUCCGCCACCGCUACUCUCUACUGCCGCCCUGACUCCGCCUUCCUCUGCAGCGACUGUGACUCCAAAGUCCACGCAGCUAACAAACUCGCUUCUCGUCAUCCUCGCGUCACUCUCUGUGAAGUCUGUGAGCAAGCACCUGCACAUGUCACCUGUAAAGCAGAUGCAGCUUCUCUAUGCAUCACCUGCGACCGUGACAUCCACUCUGCUAAUCCUCUCGCCGCACGUCACGAGCGUCUUCCGGUUACUCCUUUCUUCGAAUCUAAAUCUUUUCACAAUAAUAAUAACAACUACGAUGCUGUUAAAGAUGAAGCUGAAGCUGCUUCGUGGUUGAUCUCUGAUCCGAAAGCAGAUCUCAACUCUUCUCCUUAUAUGUUCUCCGAUUCCGAAGCUAUUCCGUUUAUGGAUCUAGAUUACGGUGCAAUUGAACAAAAAAACGACGGUGUAGUUCCUGUUCACGGUAACUUCGAUCCUUUCACUUCUGCUUAUAAGAACAAUACACAUACAGAGUUAGAAACACCGUCACCGUCGCAGAUUAGUAACAGUGUUUCAUCGUCGAUGGAGGUUGGAGUUGUUCCGGAUGGAAACGCCGUAUCGGAGAUAUCAAACUGCGGAUACGGUAAAGCUGUGGCGGCUGAUCGUGAAGCUAGAGUGUUGAGGUAUAAGGAGAAGAGAAAGAAUCGAAGGUUCGAGAAGACUAUUCGUUACGCUUCUCGUAAAGCUUAUGCAGAAACUAGGCCUAGGAUUAAAGGGAGGUUUGCGAAACGCACCGAUGCCGUUGAUUCUAUUUCUGGAUACGGCGUCGUUCCGACGUGUUGAUCUUUGUUUCUUUCUUUGCUCUUGUUUGCUUCCUUUUCUUUUUUGCAUUUUUGUUUCAUGCUGUAUAUAUAUAACUUUUUGUUUGUUUUAAUUAUGUUAUGUAAAGUUUCAAACUGGUUUUGACAACGAUUUUGAAUGGUUUUUGGGGUGAAUUUUGUA
This is a messenger RNA of Trifolium pratense (red clover), 1895 nucleotides long. Its product is annotated as zinc finger protein CONSTANS-LIKE 4-like. NCBI's taxonomy places the organism in Eukaryota, Viridiplantae, Streptophyta, Magnoliopsida, Fabales, Fabaceae. The coding region runs from base 891 to 1736 and encodes 281 amino acids. Gene Ontology annotation, cellular component: nucleus. Gene Ontology annotation, biological process: regulation of flower development; regulation of photoperiodism, flowering. The transcript has 2 exons. Gene Ontology annotation, molecular function: protein binding; zinc ion binding. The record is from RefSeq and is a predicted model, not a curated record.